UGUAUUUCGAAAUCAACAAUGAAUCAGCAUGUUUGCUUAAAUUGUUCUUUCAGAUUAUGAUUUAUAGUCUUGUUUUUUUAUGAAAAAAAUUAUUGCUAAUUAAACUCUCUAUCAUCUAUGCUCACAUAACAUAACCAAUCGUUAUAAACUUAUUAAAACGAGGCACUGUGAUGGAGGGUGACUGUUAACAUAUUCUCGUACGGAAACUUCUAGGCUACUUGUUAUUCUAGAAAGAUUUUUUCUCUGCGUAUAUAUAAGUUGAAGUAAUGGGUACCUUUAAUGUAUCAGGAAAAACCUACAGAACUAAAAGUUCUGAAUUAAACAGGAGAAUAUACGAUUAAAAGUUUUCAUAAACUUACCACAAGGUAAUUUUUUGACCACAUGGCGACACGGCCGGAAUGCCCACUUGAAGAUACAAGCGAACCAGUGACAUAUCAGAAAACCACUUUGUGUCCAUUCCAUCAUAAAAUACACGAACCAUUACCCGAGAGUCAAAGUAUCAAAAGUACUCCUUGGCAAAGACACGGAUUUGAUGACGUUUUUAGGUCAUCUUUUACAUCAAAACUGCUUCGAGACAUUGGCGGGGGAGAUAAAAUUCGACAAAUGACAACUCGAUUCUAUGCUCACGCCCACGAAGACGACACAUUAUCGAAGUUUAUGUUUGAAAAUGACGGUCCAGCUAACCAUGGCCAACGUUUAGGGGAUUGGCUUAUCGAGAAAAUGGGAGGUGAGGGAGACGUAUGGAUUGAAUCAGGAAGGUACGGGAUGAGAGCGGUUUCCCAUAAAAAGGCAUGGACGUGUGAUAAGCGCGAACCUGAAAAAGUGGGUCAGCGGUUUAAGUUAGACGACUCGCGUAUAUGGAUGCGCCUGAUGUUUUGGUCUGCAAGAGAGGUUGGUCUCGAUAAACAUAAAGCCUUCUUUAAAUGGUUUGUGAAUUUCAUAACAUUCGCUAUUGGUAUCUACACGCGUUCAGCUCCAGCAUAUGCUAAAGAAGAUUCGAAAUGGUCAAAGAAUCAAGCGAAUAUUGAUAAAUAUAUCGAACAUGGUAAAAUAAUGAAGGAUGUAGUUGGAAUGAGGGAUCCGUAAAAUAUCGAUCAUUAAGAAUCACAUUCAUAUAUGGAGGAUUAAUUAGUAAGAACAUAACUUCUUGCUUGACAACACGACCGGCGGAAAACAAAAAUGUCGCAACAGAACUGAUUUUGGUCAUAACGUCAACAAGACCGCUCUGGUGGCAACUAACAAGAAUUUAUGUUUCUCAAGGGCUACAAAAUGAACAGACACGUGUACAAAAUACUUGACUUGAAAUUCAAAACAUAAAUACAACGUAUGAAAAAUGCAUCUAAUAAUACAAUUCACUAUAAAUAUACACUUAAAUAUUGUCAUUUUUUGUACAUUAAAAGAUGAAGUUAUGUACUAAUUACUAUGAAAGAACGAAACAGUAACGCUGGCACACAGACAAACUCACUUAAAACGUCGCUCUGAUAGCGCAAAAAGAUUCGAAACUUUCAAGAACUUGUAUCACACAAUUUCUUUCGUAUAAACGACAGACUUAUGAGCACGGAAAUAUAUCUCUACAGAGCAGAUCCGUAUUUGACACAAGAAAUAGAAUGAUGCAUCCCGGUUGUUCAAGCCAACAUCAUUUCACGAGAGAUACACCACACAUACAAACUUUAUGACAUGCGAAGCUAUUCAUGUUUAGGUUUAAAAUCACAAAAAUCCAUCUUGGAAAUUCAAAAGUAUAGCAGACGAGUUGGCGCAGUUCUUUUCUUUUCAGAAUGCACCUGUAUAUCAGUAUGAUUAUCACACAUUGUACGGAAUAAAAGCAUGUAAAUCAUGAGUAUUUUGUAGAAUAUAAUCUCUCAGAUGGAGAGUUAUGCA
This is a messenger RNA of Hydractinia symbiolongicarpus, 1878 nucleotides long. RefSeq lists its product as uncharacterized. NCBI's taxonomy places the organism in Eukaryota, Metazoa, Cnidaria, Hydrozoa, Anthoathecata, Hydractiniidae. The record is from RefSeq and is a predicted model, not a curated record. Gene Ontology annotation, molecular function: heme binding; oxygen binding. The transcript is spliced from 2 exons. The coding region runs from base 382 to 1086 and encodes 234 amino acids.